Messenger RNA from Melampsora larici-populina 98AG31, 777 nucleotides. RefSeq lists its product as uncharacterized. NCBI's taxonomy places the organism in Eukaryota, Fungi, Basidiomycota, Pucciniomycetes, Pucciniales, Melampsoraceae. The record is from RefSeq and is a predicted model, not a curated record. The transcript has 4 exons. The coding region runs from base 1 to 777 and encodes 258 amino acids.
AUGCCACCCAAAGGACAGGGCCGCUCGAUGCCAUGCCCAUUGGGCCCUAUCAAGAAACCUCGCACAGCAAGGCCUCCAGAAGGUUUGGCUAAACUCAUAGCCCAGGUAGAAGCAAGUAAUUCUCAAUUUCUUCAAAACCGUACCGGACAAAUCGAACGUGCUCUGGCUUCAGGACCUCCUUGUCAGAUUCCAGCUGAACCACUGAAUCACAAAAUCGAGUUCGAACUGCCUGGACACAUCGCAAGCUCGGAUGAAGACGAUGCUAAUGAUCAGCAUUCAAACAUCCUCGUUUCCAAUGCUGAUCCCUUACCUCCUAACGUAGAUGUUACAUUUCGAGACUACAUACGCGGCGAGUAUUACAAGAAUACGCAAUUAACAGAGGUCAAGAAUUGGGCGAAAGUCUUAAAUCCAAUGUUCAUUGCAUUUAUGUCAUGUGCUCGAAAGGCCUCUCAGUGGGGCGACCCUCGCUUAUGGGGUGUUGAUCACAAUAGUCCGUGUUCGUGUGGUGUUGGAGAUACACAAACUCGAGCUGUGGAUAUGGUGGACAUCCUUGAACGAAAGCAAGACCAGUUGUUUUUUUGCAAAUGUACACCGGAUCAGGUGCGUUUAAUCCGGAUGGGAUACAUUGGUGGUUCACCAAUCUACCCUCAGACAGCGUAUUCGAUUCGGCUCCUUCGUCUCCACCAUGCACUGUGGAAGUACUGCACAGUGCGUGUCCAAGGCUACUGGUACAGACAACCCUCAACGAUGGUGUCAAACCUUUUCCUUGGCCAUUGA